This is a messenger RNA of Oryza sativa Japonica Group (Japanese rice), 3939 nucleotides long. The record is from RefSeq and is a predicted model, not a curated record. Lineage: Eukaryota; Viridiplantae; Streptophyta; Magnoliopsida; Poales; Poaceae.
UACACUAUGGGUUCCACCUGGUUCACACGCGCGGGGGCGGCGGACGGAGGGAGGGACGGCGCCGCUCGGGAGAGGGAGCGGGAGCGCGUGCGUCGCCGGUGGCCGAGCCGAGCCGAGCUGCGUCGCGGUGGUGCUCUCCGCGGGCGGCGAGAUUCAGCCCUGACCCGAGGAAGGUGAGGGGAAUUCUUCCUCGGGGGUGGGUUUGGUGCAUUCCGUGGUGUGAGAUGCGGGGGAUGAACAAGGCUUUCGGGGUUUGGGAUGUCGCGGGGAUUUGGGGGCGGUGGGUGGUUUUCGGCUGGGAAUUUGCGGAUUUCGUGGCUGCUAGUGGUGUUCCCGUGGCUUUACGAACAGAUGUAUAUGCUUGAUCUCGUGCGGCUUUCCCUUCUAUCCCUCUCUCCAUGGUUUGCUCGCGUUGGGGGGUUUCGAAAAAUUUUCCCUACUGUUAGUCCUCGAUUCUGGUCGUCGGCAUGGUGGCGGUCGCCUCCGCCUCCCCGCUCACCGCCGCGGCGGCGCCCUCCAUGUGCUGCUCGCCGCCCGCCUUCCUCCCUCUCCGUGCGCACCGCAGGAGGAUUUUCCGCGCGGAGGCGAUGAAGACGCAGCAGGAGAAGAAGCAGACCGAGGUGGCCGUCGAGGAGUCCUUCCCCUUCAGGGAGACGGCUCCUCCUGAUGAGCCGCUGGUCACCGCCGAGGAGAGCUGGGUGGUUAAGCUCGAACAGUCUGUGAACAUUUUCCUCACGGAGUCAGUCAUCACGAUACUUGAUGGAUUGUACCGUGACCGCAACUACGCUAGAUUUUUCGUCUUGGAGACGAUUGCUAGGGUGCCGUAUUUUGGUGAGGAUCUCGUCGUACAUGCUCGCUAUAGCCUGCAGCGUUUAUCUCUAUGCUUCACAUGUAUGAAACAUUUGGCUGGUGGAGGAGAGCUGAUUAUAUAAAGGUGCACUUUGCUGAGAGCUGGAAUGAGUUCCAUCACCUCUUAAUCAUGGAAGUACGUCUCUAGCUCUUUCUGUCUGCACAUCAGUGCAUUUAUAUAUGCUGUUUCUUCCUGUUUUGAUGUCCUUUUAGAUUAUGUUAGCUGUUAGCAUAUCCCGUUUUCUUUAACUGAAUAUAAUCUUUAAAGGAAUUCAACCUACUGCUUAUUGACACAUUAUCUGUUUUUUUUUAAUAUUUUGGUUAUGGUCUUUGAUGUUCUGACUUUAUUCCUCAUCUUGGUUCAUAUUAGGAAUUGGGUGGCAACUCUUUAUGAGUUGAUCGUUUUCUUGCAUGGUUUGCUGCAUUUUUUUACUACUUCAUGACUGUUGCGAUGUCACGAGCCCCGGCGUAAGAACGUAUGGGAUAUGAAUGUGUGAUUGGCGGUGGACGAGGGGGUUUGGUGGAACGACGACCCGUGAUGAACAGCAAGGGAUGAGCAAAUAGAGAAUAGGAGAUGAGAGAACUAGAGAUUGAAUCUGCUUAAUUAAACGCCACCGAAACUGUGCCUCUAAAUAGGCGUACACGAAUUAACCAAUGUGCUAAAAACAAGCUAACAAACUGAUAAACAGACUAACAAUCUGAACUCAUCCAAUCGCCGCACUGUAGUCAUCCGGCACGCAGCUUCCGCGCGCUACUCCGCCGUUCCGCCCGGCGACGCUUGCGGAACCACACGCCCUCUGCGACGAUACGUAAUCCCGACCAUGACAUGCGAUGUACAUGGUGAGCCCAAGAAUGGCAUGUAAGUGUGCACCUAUGCCAAUUAUGAAGUAAAACACUUCAUUUUUAUUUCCAUGCCUUUUAUGUAAUGAUAACGCUUGGAAUUGUUUAUCUUAUAUACAUACCGCUUUUCUGAAUGUGUUGAGAGGCAUGCGUACUCAACCUAUGACAAGUUUAUUAAGCUCCAUGAAGGUAAUAAAACGUUGAUGGAUUUGACAUCUCUCCUGUCGUGCAAAAUUUUAUCAUGACAACUAGACAUCUCAAAAUUUUUGUUGCUUUAUCUAGGUUGGACAGACUUUGUAAACCAAAGUGGAAAUGAGGGGACCGGGAAAACUAAGUAUUUACUUUUUUUAUAGGGAUAAGUUUAUGCCUACCUUUUGUCACAGAUUGCCCUUGUGUGAAUAAUUUGAUACAUGCGCCAGUGAACUUAUGUUAUAUCAGCUAUUUACUUCAAUUAUUGGCAAUCAGGAUUCAGGCAUGGUGUUUAUUUUAGUUUUAUAGGUAUCGUGUGCAUAAAUUCAAAAACAUGUAUUAUUCUUCCAUUUUUGAUUAAGAUGUCGGCUCUGGUAUCCUUUUAUGAUGUACUAUAUUUAGAUUUUUUUUCCGUCCUACAUAGUGGUUACUUGAAUUGUGGGAGAGUUGAAACAUACCUGAAAAAAUUAGCAAAGCUAGAUCCCCUAAGGUCUGAACACCAAACUGGUAGACUCUUUGCAUUACUAUCCAUUCAGAAGUUGAUGCAUUGUACAUUUUAAAGGGUGCAUUUUAAUAAACCAAAAUGUUGAACACUGCAACCAAUAACACCAUGUCUACCCGACCUGUCCACCAACUAGAAAUUUACAGGAACAUCACACUCUGUCAAUUAUAUUUACGUAUUUCUUGGCAAAAUAACAUCCUGAUCUGACCUUUGACUGCAGAAAUGUAGCUGAUGCCAUGCCUGCAUGCCACCCAUGAGUGGCAUACCUAAUAUCAAUAUCAAGGAAUGACUUCCUGUAGUGCUCUUCUUCCUUGAGAGCACACGCAAUAAGCUAUCAAAGAGUAUACAGCUUUUCCAAGAAAACGAAAGGGAACGACAGAGAAUUGCCACUCUCUAACCCAAGAAAUAUCACAGUUGCAAGAUCUUGGCAGCACACUUAUUGAGUUGUGGAACCUAAUGGACACACCAACUGCUGAACAGAAAUGCUUUGACCAUGUUACGUCUUUGAUUUCAGUCUCACCAAAUACAAAAAUGCCCCAAGGAUGCCUUGCACGUGAACUUAUUGAGAAGUUUACAAUUGAUCGACCAUUUUAUGUUCUUUUGCUUUAUUUGGAUUGUCAUUGAAGCUAACUUAAUUUUUCUGUAAAAUCCGGUUGAGGUUAAGAGGUUGAAUUCUUCUGAUCAUUGUCAAUACAACUAUAGCGAUUCAUUGAGGGUGGACAUUCAACGAAUUAUGUUUCUGCGCAAAAAAUGUACAAGCCACACCUGAUCUAAAAAAUUACAUCAAUGUUAUUAAGCGUUUCCUACAGCAUUCGAGCAAAUUCUAUGCUGAGACUGUUAACAGGACAUUCCUUAUGCAGAAUAGAGUUGUAAGUUCGUACACCUCCUGUUCAUUCCUUCAAAUUUAUAAUACAUACUGCUCGUUUUUUCUGCGCACCACAGAAAACUAACAUAACAUCCCAGUUGCAGUACUUUGCUAAAGAAUUUUCAGAGGUACAUCGAACCACUGAUGCACAACAGAAAAACAAUCAACAUUUAGGUCCAAGUAGCAGGAGGCAUUUCAACCGAGAUGAUUCUGAACAUGUCACCAGACGGGCGCUGCAACUUGGUGAAAGGAUGGGCAGAUUUCGCAACAAAUAAGAACAUAUCUCGGAUCAGUCUGCAUCUUCCACUUCUAUAAAACAACUUACUUGGAAGCUACUAUCGAUGUUCUCUAACCAACAUAAGAAUGCUCUUAGUCAUGCUGGAGGCAUCCUUUUGUUACCAGUAAACACGGACAUCACCAUGGACAUGCACCGCUCUCCGCCCCUGCCACUAUUACUAUACUAAUUAGUUCUGCGCCUUAUGUGCUUAUCACAUAGUUUAUGCUCUUCUGCAGAUGUCAGGCUCCAUCUAUAUAUAUCUACUUAUUACUAUUAGAGGCCAGUACAAUGCCUGUAUCAACACUCCUGUGCUAACUGGUAGAUACUUUUGAUGCACCUGUUUACAAGUGUUUAUAUACUACUCUAUGAAAUGAACUUAUGCACCGCAAGUGGUUAAAUUCUGACCAUGUUUCGUCA